Molecule: messenger RNA, 1361 nt
Organism: Metopolophium dirhodum (rose-grain aphid)
Lineage: Eukaryota; Metazoa; Arthropoda; Insecta; Hemiptera; Aphididae
Gene: Syx18
Product: syntaxin-18
Exons: 2
Coding region: 139-1146 (335 amino acids)
Biological process (GO): retrograde vesicle-mediated transport, Golgi to endoplasmic reticulum
Cellular component (GO): endoplasmic reticulum; SNARE complex
Source: RefSeq, a predicted model, not a curated record
UUGAACGAAAAAAUGGCGGUCUAUUAUGUACCACUAUUUAUCUGACUUAUCACCGUGACCACGGUUUAAUAUUUUUUAAAUCCACGACUUAAUAGAUACCACAAUAUUUGCUAUCACGACAAUAAUAAAUAACAAAUAAUGAUAGCGGGGAAUUUUCAAAAUAUAAUUCUUCCGAAUUUCUUCGUCACCCUCAAUUUUUUUAGUUUAAAUUUAUCAGACGAUGAUUCUGUAGUUAAAAUGGACAAGACAGCCGUGUUCAAAGCGUAUGUCAAGACUAUCAAAACGAGAAACAGGGCGUUCGGGUCUCCAGCACCGCCACAGGUGGAUAUUCUGAAGCAACGUAAGCCACGUAGAGACGAAUUUUCUCGUAGGGCUAAGGAUAUCGUCAACGAUCUAGUCAAGCUAACAGACUUCUUGAACCGCCACUUUAAGGACUAUAUCGACGUCCAGGCUUUUAAUCAGCAGACUACGUUAACAGAUGCGGACCGUGACAAAAUCGAUAUUGGCGCGCAGCACAUCAUCAAAACGUGCGGUCAACAGUUGAUCGUGCUCAAAAAGAGUUUGACAGGUGAUUGCAGUCAAAUUGACGAUCAUAGAUGGCAGAUCAUACGCUAUGUUGAAUGGCGGCAAAAAUCCGUUACUAAGUUGUUUGCAGAGAUCAAAGCAACUCGAGCCCAAAGGUGUCUAGAGUAUGAAAACGUUUCAAAGUUGAGCAACUUAACUCACGGUUUUCAACCCCCAAAAGAAACCAAUAACGCAGCCGCUGUUGAGUAUGAAGCUGCUGACCGACAGUAUGCAGCUCAACUAGAUGAUGAAUUGUCACCAGAAGAAUUGCAAAUGUUCGAAGCCGAAAAUAUAGAAAUGUACAAUGAAUUAAAUCAAUUAUCAAAUGAAGUGAGGAAUAUAGAGUCCAAAGCUGUACGAAUCGCUGAGUUACAAGAGUUGUUUACUGAAAAAAUAUUGGAACAAGAUCAGGAUCUCGAGAGGAUAGACACAAUCGCAGUUAAUACUACUGAGAACAUUGUUGAUGCUAACACUGAAAUAAGAUCAGCGAUACAAACCAACGCUGGUCUUAGAGUGUAUAUAUUGUUCUUUAUAUUAGUACUUUCAUUUACCUUACUAUUUUUAGAUUGGUACAAUGAUUAAAUGUGAUAUGUUAUACCAAAACCACAACUAAAGAAAAUUGUCAUUGUUGAAAGUGAUUUGGAUAAGGUGAACUUGUUGUGAAGAUUUUAUGUAUCUUUGGUUAUUAAUUUAUUAAGUUUGAUAUAGUAUUAUUUAUUCAUUCAGCUGUUUUGAUAUUUCUUGCAAACAAUUAUCAUUUUUUUAAACUUUUGAAAUACAUAGAAGUUGUUUUAACA